Ogataea philodendri is the source of this 216-nucleotide messenger RNA. RefSeq lists its product as uncharacterized. The coding region runs from base 1 to 216 and encodes 71 amino acids. The transcript is spliced from 2 exons. The record is from RefSeq and is a predicted model, not a curated record. Lineage: Eukaryota; Fungi; Ascomycota; Pichiomycetes; Pichiales; Pichiaceae.
AUGGUCGAUAAAUCUACCAGGAAAUAUCCCAAAGUUGACAAAGCCUUCAGAAGAGGCCUUGAAAGCUUCAAUGAUUGGAAUGUAUCGUGCUUGCCAUUUAAUUCACUUCUUAUGUCUUCAGGAGUAUCAAAAAAGUUAGCUAUAGCCUCUGCCGAAUCUUCAUCAUCGCUCAAAUUUGCAAUGUUAUCCUCAAUUGACUGUUCAUCAGUGGUCUGA